Saccharomyces paradoxus is the source of this 819-nucleotide messenger RNA. RefSeq names its product SUMO-targeted ubiquitin ligase complex subunit SLX8 (gene SLX8). The record is from RefSeq and is a predicted model, not a curated record. Gene Ontology annotation, molecular function: metal ion binding. Lineage: Eukaryota; Fungi; Ascomycota; Saccharomycetes; Saccharomycetales; Saccharomycetaceae. Bases 1 to 819 code for a protein of 272 amino acids. The transcript has a single exon.
AUGAUAAGAAGGCCUGACAAUCAAAGUCCAGAAGAUGAAAACCUGCGAAUUAAAAGGGUAAGAAUAGAGUCAGUUGAGCGGAACAACGAAGAAGAGGAAAAUUGCAUACCGAGAAUACAAAAUACCGUCAUAGAUAACCACCACAACAGCCCAGAAGCAGUAGUGGAAAUCGUUGGAGAGAGAACUCUUGAGAAUGCUUCUGAAGAAGAGGAAGAUCUAUCCCUGUUUAGGGCGCUUGAAGACGGCUCAGGUAGCGGUCAUAACACCACUAACAAUGAUUUCAGAAAUAAUGACAGGGGAACAGCGUCCAACGAAGGCCUCGAAGCAGAUUCUAGUAGUAAUGCCGCACUAACGAACCAUGACGAAGAACCGCACACAGUUGAGCUCCUUUCACAAACAGCAAAUACUUCGAGUGCUUCCCCAACGCUGGAAGCAGCACCGCCAGCAACGAACCCCGGAACGAACAGCAAGGAACAAACUGUUGAUUUAACUACAGACGCCAUAGACUUAGACGCUGAAGAGCAGCAAGUGUUGCAAAUAUCAGAUGACGACUUCCAGGAGGAGACCAAAGAAGUGCCCAAAGAGUAUGGUGCAGCCAAGGACUAUCGUUGCCCAAUUUGCUUUGAACCUCCAGAGACUGCGCUCAUGACCUUAUGUGGCCACGUGUUUUGUUGUCCAUGUCUGUUUCAAAUGGUCAAUAGCUCCAGAACCUGUAGACAGUUCGGCCAUUGCGCUCUUUGUAGAAGUAAAGUGUAUUUAAAAGACGUGAGGCUGAUUAUACUAAGGAAAAAGCAAGUCAAGAAAAAGGUGAAAAGCUAG